Hibiscus syriacus is the source of this 2511-nucleotide messenger RNA. Its product is annotated as O-fucosyltransferase 10-like. NCBI's taxonomy places the organism in Eukaryota, Viridiplantae, Streptophyta, Magnoliopsida, Malvales, Malvaceae. The record is from RefSeq and is a predicted model, not a curated record.
GAAAACAACAGAACAAACCAAAAUUAAUUAAAAACAGAAACUUUCUUUUCAUUUUCAUUUUCAGAGAACAACUCCUGAGAUCAGUCCACACUCUUCCCAGGUUCACUGAAAUAGCUUCAAAAUCUCCACAAAAAACCAAACAGGAAAAAGAAAUCAGCUUUGAUUUUGUUCUUCUCUUGGGAUUCAGUUUACAUGGUAGCUCACAUUGCCAUUUCAAUGAAGCCUAAGAGCAACAACAAUUGUUGCAGCAAUGGCUACAGCAGCGAUGUGAGUAACGGGAGCAACAACUCUCCUAGUCCACCUCCUUCGCCGCCCAAGCCUCGUCUUACACCUACUCUGUCGCAGUGCCGCCGUCGGCUGCGUUCCAAGACCAAAUCUUUCGUCCGCCGUGAAAGCCUUGGGUCCGGCCUCAACUUCCGGCGUAAUCUCCGGUACUUGUUGCUGCUGCCACUUCUGUACGUUUCCGGCUUGUUAAUGUGUGUCGGUCCGUUUUCUGGGCUUUUGGGCUACGCUACUGUUCCUGGAUCAGUGUAUCGUAGCUAUGAGAAUUUUCAAAGACUUUGGGAUGAUAUUCGCUUUGAUAAUUCUUCUGCUCUUCAGUUGUCCUCUGUGUGGAAACACAAAAGAAGGGUGAAAGUACAGAAACCUUGCCCAAAUUCGACGGCUAGAAAUCAGUUCAUGUACAGAACUAGCAUAAUGGAGUCUCCUGGUUCUAGUUACCUGAUCAUUGAUGCCAAUGGUGGCCUUAACCAGCAGCGUUCUGCGAUAUGCAAUGCAGUGGCUGUAGCUGGACUCUUGAAUGCAAUACUAGUUAUUCCUCAGUUUGAACUCAACAGUGUUUGGAGAGAUCCCAGUCAGUUUGGGGAUAUAUAUGAUGAGGAUCACUUCAUCAACAACCUUAAAGGUUAUGUAAAUGUGGUUAGGGAGUUACCUGAAGCAUUGAUGGAAAGUUAUGAUCGCAACCUUUCCAAUAUUCCAAAUUUCCGUGUCCAAGCAUGGGCUUCUGUAAAUUAUUAUUUGGGAGUUCUUCUUCCCAUUUUGAGGGAUCAAGGGGUUAUCCGCAUCGCACCAUUUGCUAAUAGAUUGACAAUGAAUGUCCCAUCUCAUAUUCAAUUGCUAAGAUGUGUAGCCAAUUACAAAGCAUUGAAAUUCGCUCCACCUAUAUCUUCACUUGCUGAGAAACUAGUCACUAGGAUGAUUGGCAGGAGCUCGAUGACUGGAGGAAAAUAUGUCUCUGUCCACCUGAGGUUUGAGCAGGAUAUGGUAGCCUUCUCAUGCUGUGUGUAUGAUGGAGGGGAGGCAGAAAAAUUCAACAUGGAUUCUUUUAGAGAAAAAGGGUGGAAGGGGAAGUUUAAACGAAAAGAUCGCGUCAUUGUACCUGCUCUCAAUCGAGUAGAAGGAAAAUGUCCUCUAACCCCUAUGGAGGUUGGAUUGAUGCUAAGUGGUAUGGGAUUUGACAACACCACCUCAAUUUACAUAGCCUCAGGGAAAAUUUACGACGCAGAAAAGCAUCUAGCUCCUUUGCGAAAGAUGUUUCCUCUUCUUUACACCAAGGAGUCUCUUGCUACACCUGAUGAACUUGCUCCUUUCGAGGGAUAUUCUUCAAGGUUGGCAGCUUUAGACUACACAGUAAGCUUGUUCAGUGAGGUGUUUGUGACAACCCAGGGUGGAAAUUUUCCACAUUUUUUGAUGGGCCAUCGAAGAUUCCUUUUUCUCGGGCAUGCAAAGACUAUUAAGCCUGAUAAACGCAAACUUGUGGUUCUUCUGCAGGACAUGAGUAUCAGUUGGAAAGCAUUCAAGGAAGAAAUGAAAGUAAUGCUUGCAGAAAGUGAUCGCAAAGGGAUGAUGGUGCCUAGAGUUAAAAAAUUCAACAGAAAAACUUCCAUAUACACGUACCCUUUACCAGAAUGCGCAUGUCUCCAGAGCUCAAAUAAUUCAACAUUCAGACUAACUGAUAGUGCAAAUGUACUUGAUUACGGCCAUGAGCUACAAGAUAAUAAGCGAAGCUCAUACAUCAAUGGCAUCCGCUAAAGUGCAAUCAUCGAUCAUAUAUAAGGAAGCUAUUGUUUCUGUAUUUACCAUCUGUUCAUGGUUGUUCCACGCCAUUGUUGCAGUGCUUGAUCUGCCAAGGCAGAUGGGAAUUGCAGAUUUGGUAACCAACUUGCUGAUUCUCCAACCUUGAGUUCGUAGUCCAACAUCGGUGUUUCGGAUCGGAUUUACCUAAAGAUACAGGUUUUGUUUUGUUUGCAGUAGUGCGGAUGUAAGACGUAGGUGGGAUUUGCAUACACGGAUCAUAUGAGGUAGGGGGUUGACGUGAUUCUUUAGCUUUUGUUUUCAUAGUUAAUUCGACUUAUAGCAGGAGUAGUACAGCUUUCUCGAUCCUUUUUAUCAUAAAGUUCUGCAAAUUACUUAUACUGUAUCUCUUGAAUUUUUCUUUUUAGUAUGGCAGACAAGAGUACAAGACUGGCUAGCAUAAAUUGGAUUGAAAUAUAAUUGUGAAGUUUUUUCUCA